This is a messenger RNA of Asterias rubens (European starfish), 5032 nucleotides long. RefSeq names its product oxysterol-binding protein-related protein 8-like. Gene Ontology annotation, cellular component: intracellular membrane-bounded organelle; cytosol; membrane. Gene Ontology annotation, molecular function: cholesterol binding. Bases 1626 to 4190 code for a protein of 854 amino acids. The transcript is spliced from 19 exons. The record is from RefSeq and is a predicted model, not a curated record. Lineage: Eukaryota; Metazoa; Echinodermata; Asteroidea; Forcipulatida; Asteriidae.
ACCCUCGUUAUCCUCUACCUGUCUUGCGUCGACCGUGGAAGAAGACUGUGUUUAGUACACAUACCGUUAAAGAAGACUGUGUUAGUACACAAGCAUAGUACAUUUAAGUAAGGUUUGCGGCGACACCAUGUAAAAAUCUCUUUUGUGAGUAGUAGUGGUUCUGAGAAGAGCCGGUUUCCUGCUUGGCGAUUCAAUCUGUGUGCUCUGACUGUUUUCUACAUGUGAGGUAUGCAAUAAAACUGUGUGAUAGUCUUUCUUCAGUUGUUGGAGUAGUGCUGCCUCAAAAGAGACAAAGUUGUCUUCGUUUUUCCACCAGCGUGCAUUGAUCAACUUCUCAGUCUGUAGAGUUGUUGCAUUGUCCGGAUUUUGGGGGAAAACUUGGAUAAAAAGGAUUGGUCACCCUCGUUUUAUCCUCUUCCUGUCUUGCAUCAACCGUGGAAAAAGAGUUUAUUAGUAUGUAGGGUUUAAACACUGUAAGUACUGUUUGCGGCGACACCAUGUUAAAAUCGAAGGAAUGUAUCCUGUGUUGUGUGGAAAAGUGUGUUGGCCUGUGGAGCUAAUUGCAAAUCCCUUACAACGGAUGUCCCAUCUUCUUAUGAUGGUUAAGAUUGGAUUGGAGGGUUGUUCUUGUGUAGUGUAGAAUAUCUUAAUCAAAAUACAUACGUAGUUGAAGACGUGUCUUUUUUCAUUUAAAAACUUGGAUUGCCUGUGUCAUUUGGAAAGGGCAGUUUUUCCUUUGUACAUGUUGUAGAGAGAAUGACGGUUUUCCGUUGGUAAGGGUUAGGCAUUUUUCUUUUGCAAAGGGCAAGGAAGUUUUCCUUUGUAAAAGGCCAGGCAUUUUUUCUUUAAAUACCAGCAGAUGAAGGAGCUUGCUUCAUAUUAGCAAAAUGAUCAGCGUCUGUGUACAAAUAUUGUGAGUUACAUUAUAAUACAGUGUACAAACAUAUCUGCUUAUCAAGUACUCAUUUCCUGCUAUUGAGUUUACUACUGGAGUACCAUUUUCGGGGCACUUGAUAGGCGGACGCCACAGCACCAGUUGCUCAGCUAUCUCCUGGGUCUCUUAGACGAUGUUAUUGACCCCACCGGUCUGGGGCAUUAGUAACUGCUAUUGACCACUGGAUUUAUACAGCAUACAACCAGCACGGAUAAGUUGUCUUCAAAAACACAUCUCUUGCUUUUGACUGGUGCUAUUGACUUUAGGAGUAUGCACUUUUGACUUUUACCACCAUUUGCCUUGGGCAUCAAUAACUAAUAUUGACCACUGGAUUAUGAUAGUAUACAACUAGCGCUGAUAAUUAUGUUGUCAUAAUCAUAAGUACAAUUUUCCUGCUAUUGACUGGUGCUAUUGAGGAGGGCUUUUGACCGGUGCUAUUGCCUGCCACUACCGACCAUUGGAUAAUUACUAUAAACAUGAUAAACUACUAGCACCGAUAAGUUUGAACAAGUGGAUGUAGUGUACAUCAUCUGCUAUUGACCAGUACUAUUGACCAACACUGAUAAGUUUCACCCUAGAUUACAAAUAAACAGUCGUAAGUCCACUGCUCUUACCCGGUGGUAUACAAAACUGGAUAUUAUUGACCACUGCUUUUGACCGCUCCUUUUGACCACUGCUAUUGACCACUGCAAUGUUACAGAGGCUGAAGAUUGAGGGAACCCCAAGAGGGCGCUCUAAAAGUCACGCAGGUCAAGGGACUGACCAGGACCACGCUGAAUUAUUUGACAAGGACUCACUGCGCCCAACCUCCAAAUUCCAAGCUCCACGAAGUCGGUCUGAAGGGAAACUAAACACAACCGGAGAUGGCUACGGUACGACGACCGCCGCUCCGAGCAAACUCUCAAAGAGGGAAUCUCUUAAGGCUCAGAAGAAGAAUUACCGACGAGAGAAGAAACGAGUCACCAAGGAGCUGCUUAGCGCUCUUAAAGAUCCUUCCAUCAUUGUUAUGGCUGACCACCUUAAGGUCAGAGGAACGUUGAAAAGUUGGACCAAACUCUGGUGCGUCUUGAAACCAGGUCUUCUGAUAAUCUACAAAAGCCCUAAGCAUGGUCAGUGGGUCGGCACAAUCCUGCUCAACAACUGUGAGCUGAUCGAGAGACCCUCAAGAAAAGAUGGCUUCUGUUUCAAGAUCUACCACCCCCUCGACCAAUCCAUAUGGGCUACUCGGGGACCGAAAGGUGAGAACAUGGGUUCGAUCACCCAGCCACUCCCCAGCCAGUACCUCAUCUUCAGAGCGCCCUCGGAGGCCGCGGGGAAAUGCUGGAUGGACGCCCUGGAGCUGGCCCUCCGCUGCUCCAGCCUACUGAUGAGGUCAAUGAGGGACGGCACGACCCUUGACCCCACGGUCAUCUCGCAGUCUUUCAGCAAGGAGAGAGGACUGAACGAGAGCGAGAUUGAGAACACUCACUUCAAGCAUGAAGGUCUUGACGAUAUUUCUGCCGACAAUGAAAGCGAUAACGACCAAGACAGUAAGAGUGAUUCAGACCUUUCGGAACUUGAAGAAGUCGGGACGAUAGACAGCCCGACUCGCACUCAUAACGAGACGACGUACCAAGUCAAUAAAGCAGAGGAACUAGGACUUGAUUCUUCGCAGACAGAGACCCUUGAGGAUGAGAAUAAGGGUCUGAUCUGGAUGCUGGUCAAGCAGGUCCGGCCUGGAAUGGACCUCUCUAAAGUGGUGCUUCCAACGUUCAUUCUGGAGCCGCGAUCAUUCCUGGAUAAACUCUCUGAUUUCUACUAUCAUGCCGAUCUCUUGUCACAAUCACUUCUUGAGGAUGAUCCAUUCUCUCGGAUGAAGCAAGUCGUUCGUUGGUACCUGUCUGGUUUUUACAAAAAACCAAAGGGUCUGAAGAAGCCCUACAACCCCAUCAUAGGGGAGGUCUUCAGGUGUCUGUGGACCCACCCUAAGACCAAGAGUCAAACAUUCUACAUCGCUGAACAGGUAUCCCAUCAUCCUCCAGUGACGGCCUUCUACAUCACGAAUCGUAAAGACGGCUUCUGCAUCAGCGGCAGUAUUCUUGCCAAGUCUAAGUUUUACGGCAACUCAGUGACGGCGGGGAUGGACGGGCUGGCCACGCUUUCGUUCCUGUCCCGGGGGGAAGACUACCACAUCACCAUGCCUUACGCCAACUGCAAGGGAAUUUUGUAUGGUACCCUGACAAUGGAGUAUGGAGGACGGAUUAGUAUUGAAUGCGACAAGACUGGGUACAAGACCGAGCUGGAGUUUAAACUGAAGCCAUUCCUUGGUGGCAGCGAUUCAUCCAAUCAGAUCGUGGGUAAGAUCAAGUUUGGCAAGGAAACACUCGCAACUCUGGAAGGCCAUUGGGAUGACAAAGUUUUUAUCAGAGACAAAAGGACUGGGAAUGCGGAGUUGUUCUGGGUGGUGUCACAGGAUGUUAAAGCAUCCAGGUUGCUGCGUUCCACCGUCGCCGUCGAGGAGCAGUCCGACAGGGAGUCAGAAAAGUUGUGGUCCCGAGUCACAGACUGUUUGGCCAGGGGAGAGAUCCAGGAAGCGACCAACGAGAAGUUCGUCCUGGAAGAGGAGCAACGGAAAGGCCACAAGGAGAGAAAGGUCAAGAUGGUAGAGUGGAUUCCACGUCUGUUUGAGAGAGACGAGAUCACUAGAGAUUGGGUCUAUAAACACAUGGACAACCGACCAUGGGAUCCGCUCAACGACAUCGAGCAGUUCGAGCACAACGGCAUCAUCCAGACUCGAACCCGUCACAAGACGUCCAUCCUCCGCACCACCAGCAUCAUCAGCCUCCCUCACAAGAACGGGCCCCUCGAGAAACGCUUAAAGCGUAACGCCUCCCUGCAGCACAAGAAGCUAUCGGGGUCGAAGCCCGUCAUUGCUGCGGCAAGCGGGAGCGGAGACAGUGAGUGCUCGACGCCGCAGGAGAAAGAUUCUGAUGAUGAGAUGACUGAAGACGAAUUCACUUCAGGGAAGACGGUUAAAGGCGGUGCAGCCUACCGAGGUGGAGUGUUACCCAUCGACCAAACAAUCCUCCCGAUGGUCGAGGGACAGAAGAGGAUAGAAGAAGAACUCAAAGCAAUCAACUCAAGGCUCGCCGUUAUGAUCAGACAGAGUCGACGGGAAGACGGCAGUGAAAGCGCCCUCUUGAGUCGAGAAAUGAUCAUCAUCGCCGCCGUGCUGCUACUCGGACAACUCAUUGUGGGGUUCUUGUUUCGCUCGUGACCUCCAACCUAGGAAUCAUCUCGUGACCUCCAACCUAGGAAUCAUCUCGUGACCUCCAACCUAGGAAUCAUCUCGUGAUAUGUUCAGUACUAGUGCCAUGUUGAUGUGUAACAUCAAAACUUUUCUGCAUGGAGCGUUGUUUAAAUCCUCCCCCUUCCUCACCUUAGCUCCGCCUUUAGCUCUAGCUCAUUCGGCCAUUUUUGUUUUAAGGACUCGGUCUAUCGGUUGCAGACCUGGGCCCAAUUUCAUAGAGCUGCUUAAGCAGAAAAUAUUGCUGAUCCCAGGGCCCUUUUCAAAAACAUGUACAGCACAAAACUUUGCAGGGAGCCAGCAGACAGCAAUGCACAUUUCCAUAGCAUUUUUGCCUGGUAACCUGAUGUCGCUCAGCAAUGUCUUCAGUGCCGAGGGAAUUUGUCUGGUAAACAAUCCUCUUCCAUCUGCUGACAUAUAACCGCACACACAAACUUGCAGGGAGCCAGUCAUGAUAGGUAGAUAGCUUAGUUAGUUAGUAGAGCGCCGGCACGUUAAUCCGGAGGUCAUUGGUACAAAUCUCACUCUAGUCAAUAUUUCUUUGUUCAACAUAAGAAUCUAUAUGUUUGAGAGGACUUUAAUAAUCGUAAAUCUAGGGCCGGAGUCUUAUUUGUUGCUUUCUUUCACCAGAGGCUGAGCGGAGAGACGAACAAUAUGCUGCUAUUCAGUAAAUGUGGCUUAGGAAGAAAUGUGCAUUAGUUAAAUCAUUGAUGCCAUCUUUAAUUGUAUUCAGCAGGGCGCCCUCGCUUGUUUUGCAUGACCUGAUGAAUGUGGUGUAACCACUGUUGUAUGUUUUUGUAUCUAAAGAUAAU